This is a messenger RNA of Hyaloscypha bicolor E, 783 nucleotides long. RefSeq lists its product as uncharacterized. The record is from RefSeq and is a predicted model, not a curated record. Lineage: Eukaryota; Fungi; Ascomycota; Leotiomycetes; Helotiales; Hyaloscyphaceae. The transcript has 2 exons. Bases 1 to 783 code for a protein of 260 amino acids.
AUGACAUUCCCCUUUCGAGCUACCGAUCCAAGGGCCAGUAUUUACGCUCUCCGAUCCCUGUCUUCUCUUGACCCAAAUCUGAAACACAUGAUAAGACCAGAUUACAGCAUUCCUGUGGAACAAUGCUAUGCAGGCUUUACUAAGCUUCUCAUGAGUCAGAUGGACAGUGUCAAGGCGUUGUCUUAUGUCCAGGACAAAUCAAUGAGACAUAUUCCUGUCCUACCAUCUUGGGUCCCGGACUUCAGCCUUCCUGGCACCAACCACCUGUUCAGCAAGUGCUUUUCCGCAUUAGGGGACCUCCAUAAAGGAAAAUCGAUCUUCAACACUUUUUUAGAAUGGAACGAACUGGGUCUAGAGAGUAUUUGUGUUGAUGCUAUAGUACAGACAGCAGCGCCACGGCCGUUGAAUGGUCCAAACAAAAAAAUCGAGUUGGAUGAAAACUGGUUUGAUCUUCUUCAAGCUAUCAGGACAAGCGACUGCUACAACAACCUGAACCAGUCUCCUGCGGAAGUGUUAUGGAGGACGCUCUGUGCGAACAUGGACCUUGAGAACAACUCACCUGCCCCAUCCGAGUUUCAUACACCAGAAAUGGCGUUCCGGGAUGAAGAGGCCACUAGAGAGAACUCUAUUACACUUUACGGUCUGCUUCGCUCGUCUUUGUACAUGCGGGCCGAGAGCUAUACCGGCCCUCAGAGCCGCGGUCCCGAUGAAAGCGCAAUGGCAGAGCUCCGAAAUUCCAUGCCGCCGUUGACUAGGAGUAUCAACGGCAAACAUUUUGACUGA